AUGUCAGAUAAUACUUAUGCUUUAAAUCCAAUUACACAGAAUAAAUUGUGGAAAACAAUUGAAUCUUUACUUAAUGUAUCUAAUAUAAUCAGAACUGUAUGGAAAAAAAAGCAUUUCAAAUCAAAAGGUUCUUCAAUUAAUAAAGUAGUAAAUGCUUUAGCCAAAGAUGAUAAAUCAAAUAUAAAGAAAUCAUUAAUUGAGGUUGAACAGAAAUGGCCUGAAUUAUCUAUUAGUGAAAAAAAAUUAUCAAAGACUUGGAAGAAAUGCUUUGUAGCUUCAUAG
Molecule: messenger RNA, 282 nt
Organism: Strongyloides ratti
Lineage: Eukaryota; Metazoa; Nematoda; Chromadorea; Rhabditida; Strongyloididae
Exons: 2
Coding region: 1-282 (93 amino acids)
Source: RefSeq, a predicted model, not a curated record